GUGAGUGCACCUUUAAACAAUUCUGGUUUCUAUUUACUCUCAUGCCUUGUGCAGAGGUUUGGCGGACUUUUUAUGCGCGCGUUGCUUCGUGUUUCAGGCCUAUUCAAUAAAGUUCAGUCUACAUUUUAAUGGUUAGUAUGAAUGACUGAUUCUAACGGCGGGCGCACAGUGAGCGGCGCGUAAUUUGACGACGGUCCCUCCGAAUCCCGAAUUUUAAUUGAAGCAGCGCCGCAUGCGCAUAACGCACUUGGUCUCGCCGUCUCCGGCUGCAUCUGCUCACAGCGCUGCCUCUACACUUGACUGUCCAGUCACUCCAGGACGAGCAACAGAUAGUGUGUGCCUGUGCUUCAAUCUGUGAAGAACUUUAUUUCCAUCGCCCCGGACACACAUCCGAUUCUUCUUCAUCAUCCAUCCGCUGCCCUCUCGCGACCCACCGGCUACAGGACCCUUCUGCCAUGGAGAGAAAGCGACCUGGCAUGCCAUCAGGAGCAAGAAUGCCUCACCAGGGCGCACCAAUGGGACCUCCAGGACCACCAUAUGGGGGAAGCCCUGCUGUCCGGCCUGGACUUACCAAUCAGGCCAUGGAGGCCAGCCGCAAGCGACCCGCUCCUUCACAGCAACAGAUCCAACAACAGCAGCAGCAAUCUGUACAGAAUCGAAACAGGAAGAAGCCUGUGGGAUUUCCUGGACCCAAUGAGAUGCCAGGGAGGCAGAUGGACUUGAGAGAGGCCCAAUCAGAUCCCACACUUGGAUCAAAUACCAAGAGGAGGAAGAUGGCUGAUAAGAUCCUUCCACAACGGAUUCGUGAGCUCGUCCCAGAAUCCCAGGCAUAUAUGGACCUGCUGGCAUUUGAGCGCAAAUUAGACCAGACCAUAAUGCGCAAACGUGUGGACAUCCAAGAGGCACUUAAGAGGCCCAUGAAGCAAAAGCGGAAACUGCGUCUCUACAUUUCCAAUACUUUCAACCCUGCCAAGCCUGAAUUAGAGGACUCUGAAGGCAGCAUCGCAUCCUGGGAGCUGCGUGUGGAGGGCAAACUUCUGGAUGAUCCAGGAAAGAUGAAAAGGAAGUUCUCUUCAUUCUUCAAGAGCCUGGUGAUUGAGCUAGACAAAGACCUUUACGGACCUGAUAACCAUUUGGUAGAGUGGCAUCGUACUCAAACCACUCAGGAGACAGAUGGUUUCCAGGUGAAGAGGCCUGGUGAUGUUAACGUCCGCUGCACUCUACUGUUAAUGUUGGAUUACCAGCCGCCUCAGUUUAAACUGGAUCCGCGACUGGCUCGUCUGCUGGGCAUUCACACACAGACUCGAUCCAGUAUCAUACAGGCACUCUGGCAGUAUGUCAAAACCAACAAACUGCAGGACUCCCAUGAUAAGGAGUACAUCAACUGUGAUAAGUACUUCCAGCAGAUCUUUGACUGUCCACGUCUGAAGUUCUCCGAAAUUCCACAGCGCCUCACCAAUCUUCUACUGCCCCCAGACCCUAUUGUCAUCAACCACAUCAUUAGCGUUGAUCCUAAUGAUCAGAAAAAGACAGCGUGCUAUGACAUUGAUGUGGAGGUGGAGGAUCCACUUAAAGCUCAAAUGAGCAGCUUCUUGCUCUCCACAGCCAAUCAGCAGGAGAUUGCCUCCUUGGACAACAAGAUCCAUGAAACCAUCGAGUCCAUUAAUCAGCUGAAGAUCCAGAGAGAUUUCAUGCUCAGCUUCUCCAGAGAUCCCAAAGGCUACAUCCAGGACUGGCUCAAAUCCCAGAGCAGAGAUCUCAAACUGAUGACAGAUGUUGUUGGGAACCCAGAGGAGGAGAGAAGAGCAGAGUUUUAUCAUGAGCCUUGGUCUCAGGAGGCUGUCAGCCGUUACUUUUACUGCAAGAUUCAGCAGAGAAGACAGGAGCUGGAGCAAGCCUUGGCCAUGAGGACCACCUAGAACCCACACUGACCACAUUUAGACACCACGGCCCAUUUGUGACAGCUCUUAGCCUAAGCCACAUGGAGAUCUCUGCAUUUAUUUUUCACAGUGCAUGACAAUCUGAGUCAUUGUUGUCAAUGAGACCUACAAUCUACAGUACCAGUCAUACCCAGUUACCCCAAACAGCCCUUGCAGCUCCAUUAUAUGGGUAACUCAGCCAGUCAUGGUGCUGUGUCUUGGAUGACAUCAUCUCACAAUACACUAUUUAAAAUUCUAGUUUUUAAUACUAUUUAUUUACACCAGCAUUUUGAACUUAAUUCUGAAGACUUAAGAGCUGGCUUCAGUCCCAUUGACUGUGGAUUCAAUGGUAGUCAUGGUUACCUCAAUUGUGAUUUAGCCUUCCUUCCUCUCAGUCAUCAAUUUCUGGUAUUCACCAAAAGAAUUCUGUGAUUAACACACUGGGCCCUAUUUUAAGAGUGCUGUGCUAUGCUUUAAGUCAUAAACGCAAAGUCAGUGGGCAUGGCCAUGAAGUUUUUGUAUUUUUGUGCAAGCAUGCGCAAAGUCUAGGCAUAAGUGGGUUUGGUGAAAUUUUGCGCACAACACGCUAAUGGGCUGGAUCAAGUGCAAUUUAAUUCUGAGGUUCUUCUCCGGUUAUUGAACCAUCUGCGUCCUAUUAUAUAGUUAAUUUAUUGGAACACGAAAAAAUUAAACCCAAAAUAUUUCUAAAUUCAAAUUACACUUGAAAUGAAAAUAUUUAUCAAAAUAAAGAAAUUGAAACAUUUUACCCUCUCCAACUUAUUUCACCGGCUCCUUUUGCAGUGACUUAAAAAUCUCUCUUCAACAACAGGUUGAAAUAUACCAAUACAUAUUAGAUCAUAAAUAAAAUUUUAAAGAAUAAUGAUAACUGAAAAAUGAACCAUGAACUAUAGACAGUUUAACACAAAUCUAAUACAUUUCUGUUUCAUAAAACAGCUAUAACUCUGAUUGUCAGGGACAUCAUUUGACUUUCCACUAUAUUUUCACAGUUUGGACAUGAAAUGUAUUACCACCUGCUGAUGGAAACGCAAAUGUAGGAACUGAAUUUAGACUUUAUGCUGAAAACAUCUUAGCGCAAUGACCUAUUUCUCAGGAAAAUAGCAAAAUGCACUUUGCGGCACUUCAUUAACAUACAAUACACCCACAGUUUGCGCACAUACACCCACAUAUAGCGCAAACACUCCCACCCACUCCCACUUGCGCUGGCACGAAAAUUGCACCUAGAGUAAGUGCUCUCACAUAAAUUGGAUCAGACAUAGUGCACAGUCGUUGCACGUAGCACUGCGCUUUGCGCACUCAUGAAAAUACAGCCCACUGUCUUUUAAGGUUUUGUUGUCUUUCGUCUAACCCGCAUGGGGUCAAAUUUUGCUUCUUAUUUUUGAGAGAGAGAGUGAGGAAAAGAGGUCAUUUUGUUUAUCAGUGUUGAAGUAGUGUAAAUGGAGCUAGGAUAAUGGUUAUGUCUAUUAUUUUACUUUUAUUCAGAAUGUAUUUAUGAAGUACUUUGAGGCUGGCAGAUUUUUAAAGAGCAUAUUUCUGUAUUAACUUAACUGGUGGCUUACAGGGUACAUGUUAAACUCUGCUGUCACUACUACAAUAUUGACAUUGACUUUAUUAACUAAGUAAAACAUUGAAGGAGGUUGGUUUAAUCAAGUAUUUAAAAGCUAUUGACAUAGUCAAUUAGUUCACUUUGAAGGAAUUUGAUAAGUCUUUCACUGAUUUGAAGAAAUGAUAUGAAGAAAUUGGGCCAUCACCGCAUACUAAAUUUAAGCCUCAGAAAUAAGACCAUCAGAUAGCUGAUUUAGCACUGAGCUAGAUAAAAGUCAGUAUUAUGUAAAAUCCUGUCUUUACUGAGAUCUUCCUUUAUGCUUCACCAAAUGUUUUGUUUUUGUUUUUUGCACAAGACACUACGAACUAAAAAAAAAAAAAACCUUCAAAUCCAGAAUAUUUUUGCUCCACUUCAAUAGUCCAGUCAAAAAUAACAACUUGUGAGCAUUUGUUUUUCACACAGUAUCUUGCCGUUUAAAUAGUAACUUGAUUAUUUUUAUUUUAUUUUUAUUUUUUUUGUGCUUUUAUAUGUGAUGUUUUACCAAAGGUCUAAAAUGCAGUGUUCAGACUUUGAUUAAAUGAAGGACUUGUAAAAUACAUGUUUUGAAUUCCCAUACAGUAAAUGCAUAGAUGUGAAAAACAACACUUUUUUUAUAUAUUGCUCUAUGACAUUUAGUGUCUUUGCACUAAACCAUGGAUCGUAAAUGGAAGCUUUGAAUGCUUUCCAUGUUAAUCAUAGGUUGCUUAAAUCAAAGGAGACAAAUGAAGGAUAAACAAGGGGAAUAAAUGUUACGGUGUGUAAAUGUUGCCAAUGCGGCACUAUAAACUUAUUUCAUCUUUGUCGUAUAGUCCUGAAAGUUGAUCCUGAAACCUCUGUUGGUUCUUUAGUGUCAGAUGGGAGAUGACUUGUCCAGGUCAAUUAUUGGCUGUUCUUGCAGUUUCUUGCCUGUGACUCACAGACAUCUUCUCUUAAAGAGAGAGGAAUGCUGAUGUCUUUGGGAAUGACCUCUGUGUUGUCACUCAGAAUAUUUUUUUAGACCUAUGCAUGCUGCAUGGACAUUUUUAUACUUUCAUACAAGGACAUGAGAAAUCUUCGGGUUGCUGGGGACUUGAUCAGAAGAGCACUGAUGUUUAGUUUGUGACCCUCAGUGUUUGGGUCAAGACACAGCCUCUACAUACAACCUUAACAUGUACAGGCCAAUUUUAGGUCAUAUGUUGUUUUUGUUUGUUUUGUUUUGUCUUUUAAAAAUACUUUGCAAUUUAAUAUGUUGAUAAGGGAAGCACACCAAGGAUUUUCACCACGACUACAUUACCAAGCCUGUUUGGCAACAAGAGCACCUCCCAUCGAAUGUCAUGGGUACUACAUGUAUGGUGUCAGCCAUUUUGAACAUUAUGAACUUGAAGUACAAGAGUUGUAACAAUGUAAAAGUCAUUAUAACAUCUGCCUGUGGUGCUGUGGUAGCAACUGAGCAAGAUUUUCAUUUGUGUAAAGCAAUCAUUUCUCUUGCUUUCCAAGCCACCAACUGUGCUUUACCUGUCCAUCGUGUGGUCAAGUGUUCAUUGUUACCGCCUCUCCUGCUUGUACAGAACUGUCCAUAAAUCCUGGGGUCAGUCACUACAGCCUUUGUGGCACACUAAAUGGGAUCUCUCUGCCAUCUAGUGCUUCAUUAAUGGAAAAAUCUUGCCCCUUAAAAGUCUGAGGGCACACAAAAUUUUGCUAUUUAUAUAUUUAAUCCCAAAUUAACAGUUUCUGGUUUAAACCUAUUUGAAACCUUCAGGUUUAGGGUUAUUGUUCCAAUCUCAUCCUUGAGUUUGUUCAUAUAAAUACUGAAAACUGACAUCUGAACAAGUUUUUUUUUUUUUUUUUUUUUUGUAAACACUUUACAAUAAGGUUGUAUUUGUAAACAUUAUUUAAUGCAUUAGGUAUCAUGAACUAACAAUGAAUAAUAUUUUUAACAGCAUUUGUUUAUUUUGGUUACUGUGCACAGUUGGUAGUUUACAAUGUAUUAACUAAUGUUAAUAUACAAUACAAUACAUUUUUAAAAAAAAUAUUAGUAUGUUCAAAUUAAGUCCUGCAAAAUAUUGUUUAUUCUUAGUUCAUGGUAACUAAUGUAGUCAACUAUAGUUAAUGAAUACAAUCUUAUUGUGAAGUGCUACCAUAUUUGUUUUGUCUCUCACAGUUUGUACUGCAAGUUUGUUGUCUCAAUGUUCACCAAGAGAUUAGUACCAAACUACAGAAGUACCUGUGAAGGACAGUGGGUUUGUAAACAAGCGCUUUCCAAAGUUUGUGAAUGGAAUAACAUACUGAAAAUGUGUUGAGAGUUUAUUCUCAAGAAGUGUAUUUAUGUGUGUAUGUGAAAGCAAGAAAAAAAUUACUAGCUCAAAUGAAGUUACACUUGGUUUGAUAAUAAGAUUGUGGUAGUUAUGAUUAAAAGAUUCUGCUUUUGA
Molecule: messenger RNA, 5930 nt
Organism: Myxocyprinus asiaticus (Chinese sucker)
Lineage: Eukaryota; Metazoa; Chordata; Actinopteri; Cypriniformes; Catostomidae
Gene: smarcd3b
Product: SWI/SNF related, matrix associated, actin dependent regulator of chromatin, subfamily d, member 3b
Exons: 14
Coding region: 456-1919 (487 amino acids)
Biological process (GO): regulation of transcription by RNA polymerase II
Cellular component (GO): nucleus; SWI/SNF complex
Source: RefSeq, a predicted model, not a curated record